AUGGCCUGUCUGAAUGAGCUGGAUGUGCAGAGGUAUCUUGAGAUAGAGACACUGGCGUUAACUGAACUUGGUAAUGGCGAAUUGAAGGCUGUUGUACCCAACGUCCAGUGCAAGGAGUGUCCAUGGAUGGCUUUCUCGAACAUGUUCUUACCGGUUGCUUGGUUCGUGUCACAUACGGUCCCAGAAACUCCAGCUACUGCCGUGCAACGUCGUCUACAUGCGGAACGACCAUUAGUCAGCGUCAGCACUUGA
Molecule: messenger RNA, 252 nt
Organism: Fusarium pseudograminearum CS3096
Lineage: Eukaryota; Fungi; Ascomycota; Sordariomycetes; Hypocreales; Nectriaceae
Exons: 2
Coding region: 1-252 (83 amino acids)
Source: RefSeq, a predicted model, not a curated record